AUGUAUGAGAAGUACACUUUUUGGGAACUUUACGGGGAAGAAUUAGUUGAAUCAAGUGAUGGGGAUAAUGUUGAUGAGUCGAAUGACAUUGAUAGUGGUUUCACAAUGUUGCAAGAUGCAUGUGGAGUUGGUGCUAUGAAUUUUGGGAGUGCUGAAGAGGCUUUAAAUAAUAUUGAGGAGUAUGAGAAACCUAAUGCAAAUGCAAAAAAGUUUUUCAAACUUUUAGAGGAGUACCAAGAACCAUUAACAAUGCAUGGCACAACAAUGUCUAAGUUGUCAUAUAUUGUUAAAUUAUUACAUUUAAAGGUUUUGAAUAAUUGGUCUUAUAAGUCUUUUGAUAGUUUACUCCAAUUAGAACGUCAAGGCUAUGGCGCUUACCUUCCAACUUCUUAUUACGAGGCUAAGAAACUCAUUAAAGACUUGGGCCUUGAUUAUUAUAAGAUUGAUGCUUGUGAAAAUGAUUGUAUUCUUUAUUGGAAAGAGCAUGAAAAAUUGAUUGAGUGUCCCACUUGUGGUUUAUCAAGGUGGAAACAAGAAAAGGAAGGCUCUUCUAAGGGGGUAAAGGUUUCUAGAAAAGUGCUAAGAUAUUUUCCAUUGAAGCCUAGGCUACAAAGGAUUAUAGAUGAUGAUGCCCUUUCUAGGGAAGAGGAGGAUGAUAUCUUUUUGGAGGAUGACAAUGCGAGUGCGGUGGAUGAUACAAUGAGACAUCCAUCUGACUCCUUUGCAUGGAAAUCAUUUGAUGAAGAGUAUAGUGAAUUUGCUAAAGAGGUGCAAAAUGUUAGACUUGGACUAGCUUGUGAUGGCUUUCAGCCUUUUAAUAAUUCACAACAUAGCAUAUGGCCAGUGGUUCUUAUCCCUUAUAAUUAUCCUCCUUGGUUAUGCAUGAAACGUUAUUCAUUUAUGCUAUCUUUACUAGUACCAGGUCCAACAAGUCUUAGAAUUAAUAUGGACGUCUACCUCCAACCACUUAUUGAGGAGUUAAAGGAGCUUUGGGAGGUUGGUGUUGAAACCUAUGAUGCUUACUCUAAAACAAAUUUCAUCUUGCGUGCAUCACUACUGUGGACUAUCAAUGACUUUCCUGCGUAUGCAGAUUUGUCUGGAUGGUCUACUAAAGGUUAUUACGCUUGUCCAUGUUGUCAUAAGGAAACUAAACGGACUUCGUUGAUGCAUAAGGGUGGUUAUUUAGGGCAUCGACGUUGGCUUCCAAUGAAUCAUAAGUGGAGAAAUGAUGCCAAUUCUUUUGACGGUAAAAUUGAAAAAGGUGUUGCACCAGUUCCAUUGAGUGGGGAUGAUGUAUUACAACAUUAUAGCCAAUUCUCACAAGCAAAAUAUGGGAAGAUUGUAGGGAACAAAAGAAAAAGGGAUGCUUCUAAUAGCUUGUUUUGGUGGAAAAAGAAAAGCAUUUUCUUUACCUUAUUAGAGGAAAUUAUGAAUUCAUCAUAA
Messenger RNA from Amaranthus tricolor (Joseph's coat), 1443 nucleotides. RefSeq lists its product as uncharacterized. The coding region runs from base 1 to 1443 and encodes 480 amino acids. The record is from RefSeq and is a predicted model, not a curated record. The transcript is spliced from 2 exons. NCBI's taxonomy places the organism in Eukaryota, Viridiplantae, Streptophyta, Magnoliopsida, Caryophyllales, Amaranthaceae.